AUGGUGCUCAUACAUGUCAAGACUACCGACGAGAAAAAUCAAUUUCUUUUCGAGACCCAGGCAGCUGUGCGGGUCAACGAGCUCCGAGAAGAACUCGUCGACCUGUACAACCUUAGGUUACAAACCCUUCAGCUCGCCGAUGCAUGCAAGGGCCUCGCAGCACAUGGGCCGUUGAGGCCCGAAGAAACGCGGGGCCUCACCGCUGAGGUGGCAAAACUGUCAGAUUUGGAUGUAUACGCGUACGGGCAGCCAACAAAUCCCGAUCCAACAGGCUACAGAACCGGAGUGCAGCCUCCGCCAGAGACGGUGGAAAUCUUGGAAGAGACGGCAACAAGGUCGGCCGAAACUGUGUCACACCUGAAGGUUCAGUCGAAGGAGCCUCUGACGACGAGAGCUGUCAGAUCCGCUUUUGAGAAUCUUAGAGGGGCAGUUAUGAUAGCGUACCCGGGGUUUCAUGAUCUUCCUGAGUGGGACCCCGCUCGCAUUUUGCUUGAGCAAGAAGAGACGGGCAACACUUUGGAGCCGUUUGACAAAGAGAAGACAGCUCUAUGGUGGGCAGGCAAGGAACUGCAGAACGACAAGGUGCUCUCGCAUUACGUUGGCAAGAACGAGAAGACAAAAAUCAUUGCUCGUCUCCAGCCAAAGGCAGCAGGAGCCCCAAUUCGCGAACCGCGUAUCGACGCUGAAACUCAUAAAGCCAUGCUAGCCUACUGCCACAAGAAACGACGAGACGAGCAGGAGCUUGAAGAUGACGACGAUGAUUCUUAUCUCGGCAGUGAGUGGGCGAAUCCACGAGGACUCAAAAAUGCCCUUGUCGGAGGUGGCCGGGAGAUUCGCUGGAGGCCGUAG
This is a messenger RNA of Besnoitia besnoiti, 849 nucleotides long. RefSeq names its product putative protein c21orf59. Lineage: Eukaryota; Apicomplexa; Conoidasida; Eucoccidiorida; Sarcocystidae. Bases 1 to 849 code for a protein of 282 amino acids. Gene Ontology annotation, biological process: regulation of cilium movement. The record is from RefSeq and is a predicted model, not a curated record. The transcript has 6 exons.